CAUACGAGUAGUGGACUUGCAAAAGUCUAGCAAAAGUUAAGGUCACUGCACAAUUGUGGAGAUGGAGAGAUACAUUGAGCAAUGCACUGCAAAAGAGAGAAUGAAACCUUCUUGAUGUAUAUAAAUAUCAGAAGCUGCACCUCUAGCAUCUAUCACUAAAAGCAAAAAAGAGAGGCAUUUCAAACAGCGUCUUAAAAAGGGCAAUGGCGAAUUCCCUCCCAUGGUGGUAUGAUUGUGCUGCCCUCCUUCUAGCACUAUUUGUUGCCUCUUUGUUGCACCGAUACAAGAGUGCCAAGCGCAUGAACCUCGCGCCUGGUCCGUUUCCGUUGCCGGUGAUCGGGAACUUCCACCAGUUAGUAAGUAGGCUGCCCCAUCGAGCUCUAGAGGACCUGUCAUUGAAGUAUGGGCCCAUAAUGUUUUUGAAGUUUGGCCAAGUCCCGACCCUUGUGAUCUCUUCUCCGGAGAUGGCCAAAGAGGUGUUAAAAACUGACGAACUCUCUUUCGCCCAACGCCCACUCUUUUGCAAUGGAAAAUAUUUUUUUAAUGGUGGCAAAGACCUCGGUCUAUCACCGUACGGCAUGUUCUGGAGGCAGCUAAGGAAAAUGUGUGUGCUUGAAUUAUUCAGCAACAAGAGGGCGCGAGAGAUUCAGAGAGUGAGGGAGGAUGAAGUUGCCAUCCUAAUUAGAUCGAUUGCCUCCUCAACUGGGCCGGUGAACCUCUAUGGCUUGUUGCUUUCUUUAACUAACAAUGUCCUAUGCAGAGCAGUAAUUGGGGAUGAGUUCUCGGAGCGCAGGGAGCAUGGUGGUUUUAGGCUUGCGGAAAUGCUGGACGAGUUGCAGGACAUCCUUGGUGAGUCGAACAUUGCAGACGUUUUCCCAUCUAUCGAAUGGAUCAAUGUCUUCACUCUUCAGUACUGGCGAACUAGGAAUUUGUUCCAUCUAAUGGACUCUUUCCUUGAUUCUGUAAUUGAGGAGCAUCUUGGGCCGACUCAUGGUAGAAUUCGCAUGGACUUUCUCGACACUCUGCUCCAGAUUAAGGAACGCGGAGACAUGGAAUUCCCACUUACUCAAGGCAUUAUCAAGGUUCUCAUUCUGGAUAUGUUUGCUGCGGGAACCGAUUCAUCAUUAGUCACUUUGACAUGGGCCAUGUUCGAACUCAUCAAGAAUCCGAGAAUUAUGGAGAAAGCUCAAGAAGAAGUUCGAAAUGUCGUUGGCCAGAAACAAUCGGUAGAAGAGAGCGACCUACCUAAAUUGACCUACCUCAAAUGCAUAAUAAAGGAAACCUUUAGGCUACAUCCAACUGUACCGAUUAUCGCUCGAGAAUCAAUUGAGGAAUGCCUAAUUGGUGGGUACCAUGUGCCUCCUAAAACAAGGUUACUGGUGAACACAUGGGCAAUAGGAAGGAACGAGAAGAUCUGGGAAAACGUCAACAUCUUCGAACCAGAACGAUUUGAUGGUAGUAACAUCGACUUUAGGGGACACAAUUUCGAACUCAUCCCAUUUGGUUCGGGGCGAAGAGGAUGCCCUGGUAUAUCAUUUGCAAUGGCUACUGUUGAACUGGUUCUAGCACAGCUCCUAUUUUUCUUUGAUUGGGAACUCCCAAAUGGCGCCAAACGAGAGAAUCUUGAUAUGAUGGAGCGGAGUGCGUGCCUCAUGUUGAGAAAAUCUGAUUUGAAUUUAGUUGCAAAGCCUCAUUAUCCCAUCCCUUCCUCCAUUGCCAUUACUAAACCUGCUGCGGCCUAAGCAUGAUCUAACUUCUAUGUAUCUCUUGAGAAUUUUAUUGUCAUAUUAAGCCUCUGUUAUUCUUCUUUCACUUGGGAUUGAGUAGAAAAUGUAUUGAGGGUAUCAUGCAAUCUUUUGCAUGGUUUAGCCCAUAAAGAUAAGGGUACAUUAUAAGAAAGUAAAUCAUACGGUACUAAAUUUAC
Amborella trichopoda is the source of this 1924-nucleotide messenger RNA. Its product is annotated as cytochrome P450 71AP13. Lineage: Eukaryota; Viridiplantae; Streptophyta; Magnoliopsida; Amborellales; Amborellaceae. The record is from RefSeq and is a predicted model, not a curated record. Gene Ontology annotation, molecular function: iron ion binding; oxidoreductase activity, acting on paired donors, with incorporation or reduction of molecular oxygen; heme binding.